Messenger RNA from Myzus persicae (green peach aphid), 442 nucleotides. It is a transcript of the gene EMRE, whose product is annotated as essential MCU regulator, mitochondrial. Gene Ontology annotation, cellular component: mitochondrial inner membrane; uniplex complex. Bases 171 to 422 code for a protein of 83 amino acids. The record is from RefSeq and is a predicted model, not a curated record. Gene Ontology annotation, biological process: mitochondrial calcium ion homeostasis; calcium import into the mitochondrion. The transcript has a single exon. NCBI's taxonomy places the organism in Eukaryota, Metazoa, Arthropoda, Insecta, Hemiptera, Aphididae.
UGGACCACCUUAAAAAUUUAGUUGAUAAUGAGUAAUAACACGAUCGCGGGUCAAUUGACGAUUUGUCAAUUUAAAUUUUUGAAGUACUUAUCUGGUAUUAUUCUGAACAUUUAUUAAAUUAAUAAACGUUUCACGUAUUCAUUGUUUCUUUUGUUAUACUAAUAAUAAAAAUGAAAACUAAGAUAUCAAGUUUCUUGAAAAUGGCAAGAAUUAUGCGACCAUAUUAUGUACGUACAGCCACCACAUCAUCUACUGGAGCAUUAUUGCCUGAACCACAAAAAAUUCCGUUUGGUCUAGUGGGUAUAAUUUUCACGGUUGUGCCAGGUUUAUUAAUUGGGGCCACCAUAAGUAAAUACAUGGCUAAUUUUCUAGAAGAAAAUGAAUUGUUCGUUCCAUCAGAUGACGACGACGAUGACGAUUAAAAAUAUUUGAUAUUAUCAAA